GUUAGGCGCCAUUUUGAUUAAAGUACUGUGGGGUUAGCAGGUAGUACUUUGUUAGCUAUUUUCUCUUUUUAAACCAAUUUAUACCUGAGUCGACUGACAGAGAUUAAGUCAUUUGAGUACACCGAAAAUGGCUACGGGAGCAAAUGCAACUCCUUUAGGGAAGUUGCACCCCAGUAUUGGCGCUAAACGAGGAUUUGACGCCGGGCCUGGUGCAGGGAACGGGUUGAUGCCAACACCGGGGCCGCCUGCAUCUUUUGCUUCGCUACAAGGUUUCCAACCCUCGAUUCCAAACGCAUCUUUUCCGCAGACUCAUCAAUUCAAUCCAGCGUCAGGUUUUACGACCCAGGCUCCUCAACAACCAGCCGCGGGGGCCGGACUAGCUAAACCAGUAGAUUUCGGUCAGAAGAAACAAAGGAAGAAGAGUCGUUGGAGCAGCGAGACGCCAGAUCAGAAGACGGUCAUCCCGGGCAUGCCCACUGUCAUUCCCCCUGGAUUGACCCGGGAUCAAGAGAGAGCCUAUAUAGUCCAACUGCAGAUUGAAGACCUGACUCGUAAACUGCGUACAGGAGACCUGGGAAUCCCUGUUAACCCUGAGGACAGGUCUCCAUCUCCGGAGCCCAUCUACAACAGCGAGGGCAAGAGGUUAAACACCCGCGAGUAUCGCACACGAAAGAAGAUCGAGGAAGAGCGUCACUCCCUCAUCACUGAGAUGGUUGGACUCAACCCUGAUUUCAAGCCUCCUGCAGACUAUAAACCUCCAGCCACCAGAGUCAACGACAAAGUUAUGAUUCCCCAAGAUGAAUACCCAGAAAUCAACUUUGUUGGUCUGCUGAUCGGGCCACGUGGUAACACACUGAAGAACAUCGAGAAGGAGUGCUGCGCUAAGAUCAUGAUCCGUGGUAAAGGCUCAGUGAAGGAGGGGAAGGUCGGCCGGAAGGAUGGACAGAUGCUCCCAGGGGAAGAUGAGCCGCUGCACGCCCUGGUCACCGCCAACACAAUGGAGAAUGUCAAGAAAGCUGUAGAACAGAUUCGCAACAUCCUGAAGCAAGGCAUCGAGACGCCGGAGGAUCAGAACGACCUACGAAAGAUGCAGCUGAGGGAGCUCGCCAGACUCAACGGCACUCUGAGGGAGGACGACAACAGGAUUCUCCGGCCCUGGCAGAACUCUGAGCCACGCAGCAUCACCAACACCACCCUCUGUACCAAGUGUGGUGGAGCAGGCCACAUCUCCUCUGACUGCAAGUACACCAGCACAUUCGCUGCUCACAGAGCAACAGGUGGCGAGCCGCCUCAGUCAGCCCAGGACAAGGCUCGUAUGGACAAGGAGUACCUGUCCCUCAUGGCUGAGCUGGGGGAGGCUCCAGUGCCCACUUCUGGUGGAGGACACUCCAGCUCCCAGGGAGGAGCACCGCGGACCUCGGGCCCCAACAACAACCAGCCACCACCGAACCGGCCGCCCUGGAUGAGCUCUGGCCCCACUGAGAACAGGAACUUCCAUGGUAUGCAUGGAGGGCCCGGGGGACACGGAGGACCCCACAACUUCCCUCCACCAAUGCCCAACAUGGGAGGACCCCCUCUGCCACCCAACCCCAAUGGCCUGCCUCCUCCCUGGAUGCAGCCUCCUCCUCCCCCCAUGGGCCAGGGUCCAGGACCUCAUGGACAUCCUAUGGGUCUGCUGCCUCCUCCAAUGGGUAUGAUGCCACCUCCCCCUCCCCCUCCCAGCAACCAGCCGCCUCCCCCUCCAUCUGGUCCCCUGCCACCAUGGCAACAGCAGGCUCCACCUCCUCCUCCAACCAGCAGCAUGGCAACCAGUACACCGUUGCCCUGGCAACAAAAUACCACCACUACGUCCAGCCCUGGCACUGGCACCCUGCCUCCAUGGCAGCAGCCUCAGCAGCCUGCAGCCUCCGGAGCUCAGCCCCCACCACCCAUGGGCACCCCAUCCAUGGUACCGCCUCCCCCUGGCGUCCAGCCCCCGCUGCCCCCCGGCGCCCCUCCUCCUCCCCCUCCACCACCUCCAGGCUCAACCGGCAUGAUGUACGCCCCACCACCACCCCCGCCACCCAUGGACCCCUCCAACUUUGUCACCAUGAUGGGAAUGGGGGUACCAGGCAUGCCCCCCUUUGGCAUGCCUCCUGCCCCCCCACCUCCUCCACCGCAGAAUUAACCCCACCACAAGAGUCUUGGCGCUGCAGCAGAUUGUUCACCAGAUAUCCAAUAGACUGAUGUUAGAGUGUCUAUGUGUGUCACAGAAAAUAUAACCAGUGCUUUAUUUUUUAUUAAUCCUGAAUAUUGUGAAACAACAAGGCCGUGUUAGUUCAAUUUGUAAAGUUGUGUAACUUAAUUAGUUAUUUUUCCUGUUUUUAAAGUUUAGAUUAAUACAAAGCUCCUUGUGUACACACACACACAGCGUCGCUCUCUGCCACAUGUUCUGCAGUGCUACACAACUUUGUCAUGUCAUUCGUUCAUCAAAUAAAUUUCUCAAAUAGCUGCAAGUUGAAUUUGUGCUGAACAGUCUCAUCAAACCUGGAAACGUAACUUUCAUUGAAUUUAAUAUAUUGAACUUUAACUUGCAUGACUCAUUUUAAACAGCCUUUGUUUAAAGUGACACAUUUAUACUUUCAUCUUCCCUGUGUCGGCUCUGAGUUGAAUAAGAUUAAUAUUUUUGUAAUGAGAUGUGAACCGUACCUUAGUUCUGUAGUUGUCUGAUUGUUUUCCAGAAAUUCCCAGGCUUUUUUUUUUUCUCUCUUUUGUUACUCGUGUGUGUCUCAGUUGUGAUGCUGAGUUUAAAGGGGGGUUUGAUGCUGCUGAGCCUCUGCCCCCCCCCUGCACUACUUGAAUGCUGAGAAUCUGAUAUAUCCUUGUUUUCCUGCCUCUCUCUGCUCUGAUCAGAUGCUGUGUGCAGUGUUUUUGUUGCUUCCGCAGGACGAACACAUCAGUUUGUCCUUUGAGUUGUUGGAGAAGGAAAAUGUCAGUUUUACUGUUUCCGGACUCGGUCUGUUGUGUUAUGGAAUAGCUGUUGAAAACUUGCUUGGUUUAGAAUUAAACUGAUCCAUUUCA
Seriola aureovittata is the source of this 3060-nucleotide messenger RNA. RefSeq names its product splicing factor 1 (gene sf1). NCBI's taxonomy places the organism in Eukaryota, Metazoa, Chordata, Actinopteri, Carangiformes, Carangidae. Gene Ontology annotation, biological process: regulation of mRNA splicing, via spliceosome. Gene Ontology annotation, cellular component: nucleus. The coding region runs from base 128 to 2167 and encodes 679 amino acids. The transcript has 12 exons. The record is from RefSeq and is a predicted model, not a curated record. Gene Ontology annotation, molecular function: mRNA binding; zinc ion binding.